UUUUUAAAUGUCGUCGAACUGCGUCUGCCGCGUGCGUUUACAGUCGCGCGGCUAUGAUCGUUUCGGAGGCAGUCGAGACGCGGUCGCGUGCGUGUUUACAAAAUAUCUGAACACCUAAAUAUUAAAUAAAAAUGUCUUCUAAAGUUAUAUUUUCAUCUGAAGAUGAUAAAAUGUUAGUAGAACUAGUUGGAUAUCACCCUUGUUUGUAUGAUUCAAAACAUGCAUUGUACAAAGAUCAAACAGCGAGGAAAAAUGUAUGGGAACAAAUUUCAAAUAAAGUUAACCAACCAGUUGACGAAUGUAAAAAGCGCUGGAAAAACAUUAAAGACACAUACAAUAAAAGAAGGAGAAGUAGAAAGUUAGGUACUGGGUCUGCUACGAAAGAAAAACCUUCAAAAUGGAUUCUUCAUGAUGUUCUAUCUUUUAUGGAUACAUCAAUAUACAAAAGACAGAGCGUAACAAAUAUGAUAUGUGAAGGAGAUACAAUUAAAAAGGAUUACGUAAGUUCACACGAUAAUAUUAUUUCUAUGCAAAUGAAGCCAACAAUUGAAAAUGUAUCAUCAGCAUCAACUUUUGGUCCAAUUGCGGAAACAAAUAGUUUAGAGAGAGAAUCAACCAGUAAAAAACGAACAAAAAUAACUGAAAUUUUAAAUAAAAUAAGUGAAGAAAGAAAUCAUUUAAUGUCUAAAACAGAAAAUGCAGAGGAUUCAAUUGAUAUAUUUUUUAAAAGUAUAGCGCUUACAGUCAAACAGUUUUCACCAGAAUUCAAAAUAAGAGCGAAAAUGGAUGUACUUAAAAUAAUAAACGAAUUGGAACUGGAGAAUUUUAAAUAUUCAGAUUGAACUAGCGGUACUUCCAAUUACGUGUUUCCAGAAAAUUUAACUUCCCGGGCUUAGUUCCAAUUAAUUAUACAUCCUGUUCAACACACUCGUCUGAACUUGAUGGAAGUUCUUCAGAAUUCAAAUGGACCGAAUAUUUUCAUAAUUCAAUAUUAUUCUAGUUUGUAUAUUUAUGUUUCAACACAGGGCUGGCCCAAGCAGAAAUGGUGCAAUAGACAAAAUCAAAUUUUGCUGCCUGUAAAAAAAAAUUGAGCUCUUAUUUUAACUUAGCCCCACCCCCUAUUUUUAUGUGAUAUAUCUACAUAAAACAAUUUUAAUUUUUUAUUUUAUGUACUAUCGCAACUGUCGGAAAUCGCGAAAGUGAUUAUAUAUUAUAUAUGUAUUAGAAUAAUUGAAAACGCCCAGCGUAAGUCGUAAUAUAAAGUAAUACAAUAACUU
Molecule: messenger RNA, 1277 nt
Organism: Sipha flava (yellow sugarcane aphid)
Lineage: Eukaryota; Metazoa; Arthropoda; Insecta; Hemiptera; Aphididae
Exons: 3
Coding region: 132-842 (236 amino acids)
Biological process (GO): regulation of transcription by RNA polymerase II
Cellular component (GO): transcription regulator complex; nucleus
Molecular function (GO): DNA binding
Source: RefSeq, a predicted model, not a curated record